Sceloporus undulatus (fence lizard) is the source of this 5697-nucleotide messenger RNA. It is a transcript of the gene ZBED4, whose product is annotated as zinc finger BED-type containing 4. The transcript has 5 exons. The record is from RefSeq and is a predicted model, not a curated record. Gene Ontology annotation, molecular function: protein dimerization activity; DNA binding. The coding region runs from base 874 to 4377 and encodes 1167 amino acids. NCBI's taxonomy places the organism in Eukaryota, Metazoa, Chordata, Lepidosauria, Squamata, Phrynosomatidae.
GACAGACCCCGCCUCCCUCUGGCCGCGCUGGGAUUGCGUGUCUUCCCAUGCCUUGGCUGAGGCUCCUCCUCCUCUGCUGGCUGGAGAGCGUGGCGCAUGCGCGGUGAGAGAUAAAGCGGCCGGAGCCGGGGGUGUCCUCUUUCCGAGCGCGGCGGCGGCGGCGGGAGACAAAGCGGCUGAACAAAAUGAAUGGGACGGGCCCGCGCGACUCCUUCUCCCUUUAGCCGAAGCAAGGCCGAACCCAAGGCAGGGAGCAGCGCGGAGGAGUCGAGAGAUCUGGAGAUCUUCUCUGAAAUGAAGCCAGGGAUAAGAUAGUGGGCCAAAUUGGGAGAGAGGAAGGGAACAGACCAGGAUGUUCUGAGGAAAAGAAUCCCACAAAGUGCAUGCCAUCCCAAAGAAGGCCAUGUCCUAUUACCUCCACCUUCUGUAUCUCAGGAUUUCAGAGAAUGAUGGCUGCUUUCUUCAAAAGAAUCUAGCUUAUUAAUAGUGUCAUGUUUCUUUAUUCAUGAGGGGCUUCAUUGUAAGACGAUGUCAGCGGAUUGUAAUAGAAUUGAGAUGAAUAUAUGAUUUUGGGAAGAAAUUCAACAUCAGUCCUUCUUAGGCUUUUCUGGAGAAUAUGAAUCAUUUAGUACCAGCACCUAUUGGAAACAAUAUAUGACCUGGAUGUUUGAAGACCCUGGAGAGAAAAGGAACUAUGUGCAUUACACAAAGUGCUUUUUUAUAAAUUUGUGUAAUAUACAUUUUCAUCAAAUUACAAAUUCUAGAAUACAAACUUACCUUCCACCGUUAUAUUCUCCAGCAUUAGAAGAAAUAUAAUUUAAUUUCUAAAUAUUCACUGAAUUAUGAAGACACAGCAGAACUAACUCACCAAUCAUGGAUGUAAAUACGGCACAUUCUCCACAGAUUGAUGAUAAUUUUAUGAUGCAUAAAAUUAACAGUUUAAAAGUAGAACCAGAAGAUGAUAGUAAUUGUGCUUUGGAAACAAUGGAUAUAAAAACUGAGCCAGAAGAUUUAAGACAAACGGACAGUAGUGAUGAACAAGAUGAAAGAGAAAAGAAUUUCAUUCAUAGCAAUUCAAGCAAAUACAUCUCUGCAGAAAAUGAAGAUGAUUAUGGAUCUCUAUUUUCCCAAUACAGCAGCACUCUUUAUGAUGUUGCAAUGGAAGCUGUAACACAGAGUCUUCUUUCAAGCAGAAAUAUAAGCUCCCGAAAAAAAUCACCUGCCUGGAACCAUUUCUUUAUAUCUCCUAGAGACAGCACGAAAGCAAUAUGUAUGUACUGUAUGAAAGAGUUUAGCAGGGGUAAAAAUGAAAAAGAUCUAAGUACAAGUUGUCUAAUGAGGCAUGUGAGGAGAGCUCAUCCCACUGUACUCAUUCAAGAAAAUGGAAGUAUGCCAACUAUAUCUUCCUUUUCUUCACCUACAUUAUUAAUAUCACCUCAGCCUGCAGAUGUUGGAGAUUUGACCAAUGUAUUAGCCCCUUUAAAACUGGUUAAGAAAGCAAUUUCUAAGAUUCCAUCCCCAGAUCAAAUAACUGAAGAAUCUGUUCCUGUAGUUUGUGCUGAAGAAAUAACCUCAGAGCUGUUGCAUACUGAAAAGAGCAAUAAAGAGGAAGGUGAUGUUGGUUUAUCACAACACUUUCCUAACAACCAUUGUGAAGAAACUGUGGAGAAUGUAGCAGAGAAAACUGUUCAGGUACCUAAAGGUACAUCUGGCUCCAGAAGAAGAUCAGCUGUCUGGAAGCAUUUUUAUUUGUCUCCUUUAGAUAAUUCAAAAGCUGUUUGCAUCCACUGUAUGAAUGAAUUCAGCAGAGGAAAGAAUGGAAAAGAUCUUGGAACUAGUUGUCUAAUACGACACAUGUGGCGAGCUCAUCGUUCUAUUGUUCUACAAGAGAAUGGAGGUGGUUCAAGCAUACCUCCUUUAUACUCUGCUCCUCCAACAUUACUUCCACCUUUAUUGCCUUCAGAUGGUGAUCCAAAUUCUGUGUCAUCUCCUGGAAAAAUGGCUAAAGAACCAACUUCUGUUUGCUCCUCUCCAGACAGAAUGGCUGAGGAAAACAAUUCUAAUCUUCCUUUGGGUGAUACUCUCAUAGAAGACUCCUCAUUGUUAUCCUCCUCUGAAGAUAUAGGUGAAGCUUCUUUAGUUUCUUCCCCUGAAAAAAGCCCUUUGAUAUUUGAGCAUGGCUCUGUUAUUCAUCAGAAUAAACGGAUGAUGCGAAAACUCAAAUCAGAAGUAUGGCAUCAUUUUUCUUUGUCUCCAGGAGAUAGUCUAAAAGUUGUGUGCAGACAUUGCAGUUGUUUGAUCAACCGCGGAAAGAAAGGUGAUUUAGGCACGAGCUGUUUGACAAGACACUUAUAUAGACGUCACCCUGAAGUCAUUGGGAUUCAGAAGAGCUUUAUAGAUGUUAGUUUAGCAAAUUCUCCAUAUGCUACCUUGGCUUCUGCAGAAUGUUCAUCCUCAAAAUUGACUGACUUGCCCAGAGUGGUUACUAAGGAUAGUCAAGUCAUCUUUCCUAUCAGUAGCAAAAAGACCUCAAAACUGUGGAAUCAUUUUUCAAUUUGUUCUGCUGAUUCAACUAAAGUUAUAUGUAUGCACUGUGGACGUACAAUAAGUCGAGGGAAAAAGCCAACCAAUUUAGGUACCAGUUGCCUUCUAAGACAUUUACAACGGUUUCAUAGCAGUGUCUUGAAACCAGAUGCCUCAGAGCCAGUAUUGUCCUCAUCUAAAAAUAGUCAUGUACCACUCAACACAGAUCUGUUAGGAUCUUCAUCUUUUGAUGAAACCAAUGACAAAUUUUCUGACACUCACCCUGUUGCCAAAAAAAUUACAAGUCUUAUAGCUGAAAUGAUUGCACUUGACCUGCAGCCAUAUUCUUUUGUAGACAAUAUUGGCUUUAAUCGACUCCUUGAAUACUUGCAGCCUCAGUAUUCGUUGCCUUCACCAUCUUAUUUUUCUCGUACUGCAAUUCCCAAUAUGUAUGAUAACGUGAAAGAAAUUAUUGUUUCACAUCUGAAAGAAGCUGAAAGUGGAGUAGUCCAUUUUACAUCUGGAAUAUGGAUGAGCAAUCAAACCCGAGAAUACUUAACUCUUACCGCUCACUGGGUGACAUUUGAGUCUAGGAUUCGACCACAGUGUGAAGAUUACCAUUGUUCAGCUCUUUUAAACGUAUCACAAAUUGAUUGUGAUUACAGUGGUAUCAGCAUUCAAAAGCAACUAGAAUAUUGGUGGGAAGCCUGGAUAGCAUCCAUUGGGCUUCAGGUUGGGAUUACUGUUACAGAUAAUCAGACUAUAGAGAAAACAUUAAAUGAAGGGGAGCAUUCAAGUGUACAGUGCUUUAGUCACACUGUUAACCUCAUAGUUAAUGAAGCUAUUAAAAGCCAGAGAAUGGUUCAGAACUUGCUUAGUAUUGCAAGAAAGAUAUGUGAACGUGUUCAUCGGUCAGCAAAAGCAAGAGAGAAACUGGCAGAGCUGCAGAAAGAAUAUCACUUGCCACAGCAUCACCUAAUUCAAGAUGUUCCGUCAAAGUGGAGUACAUCAUUCCAUAUGCUUGAACGCCUAAUUGAACAGAAAAGAGCUAUUGAUGAAAUGUCUAUAGAAUGCAGCUUCAGGGAGUUAAUAAGCUGUGAUCAGUGGGAAGUGAUGCAGUCUGUUUGUCAUGCACUCAAACCAUUUGAAGUUGCAAGCAGGGAGAUGAGUACACACAUGUCUACUUUAAGCCAAGUUAUUCCAAUGAUUCACAUUCUCAACCGGAAAAUUGAACUACUGUUCGAAGAAACAAUGGGCAUAGACACCAUGCUGAAGUCCUUAAAGGAAGCUAUGGUAAGUAGGCUUUCCUCUACUCUUCAUGAUCCAAGAUAUAUUUUUGCUACACUUUUGGACCCUCGUUACAAGGCCUCCUUAUUCACUGAAGAGGAGGCAGAACAAUAUAAACAGGACUUAAUCAGGGAGCUAGAAAUCUUAAAUGCUACCUCAGAUGAUGACAGACCUGUUUCGAAUGGCUGUGGUAUAGGGUCACCAUCUAAAAACUCUUACGGGGGCAGUAAUCUUUGGUCACUUAUGGAAGAUAUGAAAAAGACAAAAGUUGCAAAAGAAAAGGCCAAGUUGCCAGAAGAAAUGGUGCUUUCAUACUUGGAAGAGGAAGUGCUUGAGCAUAACUGUGAUCCCCUAACUUACUGGAACUUUAAAAAAUCAUCUUGGCCAGUACUGUCCAAGCUGGCCGUUCGAUUUCUAGGUUGUCCACCGAGCAUUGUUCCAUCAGAUAGAUUGUUUAGUACAUCCAAUGAAAACAUCAGCUUCAGUCAGUCAAGGCUAGCAAUGGAACACUUUGAAAAACUCAUAUUUUUGAAAGUAAACCUUCCUUUGAUAUACUUCCAGUAUUGAAACUAGUGAACAAGCUGCCAGUCUAAAAUUGUUGUUGCUCACUGGAUAUUUAACUGUAUUUGUGACUUGGAUUGUGAAAUUGCUCCGGUAGGGGCCAUGUAUGACAUCUAAUCAGUGACUCUAGUUCCAAAUUUAGUUUUAUUUUUCAGCUUUCAGUGUGUCUACAUGUGCCUUAUUAAUAGUCCUUCAGGCCAGAUAAUGUAUAUACCUGUGUUUUUUUUAAAGUUCACAUUUGAGUUAGACUUGUGUUUGUUUGAAUGAUAAAAAAAAUUAUGUAGCUUUUCUUUCAGAAGUGUAAAUGAAGUUUUAAAACAAGUGGAAUAGAAUGGUAAAGAAGAGAUGUAAACAAUUCUAUUAUGUAGUUUUUUAUUCAAUUAUGUAAAAAUCAUAAAACAGGUACUGUAUAUUAGCUGAACAUUGCUUUAAUUGCAAGAACCAUUUUGUAGCUGUCAGAAGAAAGCUGUAAAUAAAGGUGGAAGUGAAGCCAUCUUUCUACUAGCAGGUUUUAACUGCAGACCUAACUUACAUAAAGGGUAAUGUAAUAUUCAAGUAUGACGUAUGUACUAUGGGUGGGUAUUAAAUUAGUAUUGACUGAACUAAACUUAGUGGUAUUAUGGAAUAUCAGUUAUACAGUAACCUAUAAUCUUGCCAUUCAGUGGUUCCUAUUCAGGUUUUUUACACUGUAACUGAAUUAGAGCUUGAGUAUUUAUAAGGUCUUUGGGAUGUUUAUUUUCAAAAAUUUCCAAUUAAUAUUUGUUAUUUAAUGCAGUGUAUUGAAAGGUAAAAUAUAAUGUAUUGGUAAGCAUCAGGCUAAAGCCUUUUAAGAUUGAGUGCGUAAAAACAUCCAAUAUUCCUUGGUGUAAAAAUUAAGUCCUGGUUUCCUAUAUAAUAGAAAACAGUGUAUGGCAUCAUCUUUCAUUCCUGUUACAAGAAGCUGAUUCUCAGUUUAUAUUCCUUUUAGAUUGGUGCCCUACUAGAAUGUUUAUAUAGUAGAAUUGACCCUUAAUUGACAGUGUUCAUCUGGUCAAUAAGAUAACGUAGAACCCUUUUAAAUCUCAAACCGAGAUAAUAGCCAGCAUUUUAAUUGUAAACUGUAUGCUCUCCACAUUUUAAAAAAAGAUAUUAAGAGAUUCAUUUUCCAUUUUUUUGUGUAUUGUUGAGAUUCUUUGGGGGAAAUGAACUGACUGUGACUUUUAGGGAAGAUGUAGUUUUGUUAAAAUACUGUACCUCUGCCUAAUUUUUGCAUUUACUAUGUUUUAGUGUAUUUAUAAAUGGUGAACUCAAGUUUUCUGAAAUUAAACAUCUUAUUUGCAAUUUUUA